UUACGUACCUAACGUACUACGUCUACCUACACUGUUUCUUUGUUUCUUUACACUUUAACUAAAUUUAAUUUAAAUAUACGAACAAAAAUGACAUCCAGUAGUUCUGACGAAGAACUUCUUAUUCUACUCGCAUUGAAGAACAAAAAGAAAAGGAGAAAAUGGGUGCACGAAAUUAAUGAAAAAAGAGAAGAAUUUGGCGAGUUUCACCACCUCUGCAAAGAACUGUCAACUUACGAAGACCGUUUUGUAAAUUAUUUUCGUAUGACUCGAGAACAAUUUGAGGAAAUACACGAACUCGUAUCACCGAGGAUAUCAAAACUUACGACAAACUGGAGAAAACCUAUUGGGACAAAAGAAAGGCUUGCAAUUUGUUUGAGAUAUUUGGCAACAGGAGAUUCACAUCAUACUAUAGGUUUUUCUUUCCGAGUCGGACGUACUACUGUUUCUAGCAUAGUGAAAGAAGUAUGUGUAGAGCUAUGGAAUGUUUUACAGCCUUUAUAUCUGGCUACACCUACAGAAGAAGUAUGGAAAAAUUCAGAAAUUGGAUUUAGAGAGCUUUGGAAUUUUCCCAACUGCAUAGGAAGCAUAGAUGGAAAACACGUGAGAAUAAAAUGUCCUCCUAAGACUGGGUCAAGUUUUUUUUGCUAUAAAAAUUUUUUUUCAAUAGUUUUGCUUGGCAUAGUAGAUCCUAACUACAAGUUUUUAAUUGUUGAUAUUGGUAGUUAUGGCCGUCAUAGUGACAGUAGUAUUUUUGAGAAUUCAUCCUUUUAUCGCGAGUUCAUACAGGGUAAAACUAUUUUACCACCUAAACCUUUACCUGGAACAACCACCCCAGUCCCACAUGUUUUCGUAGGUGACGAAGGUUUUAAACUAGAAACUUUUUUAAUGCGCCCCUUUCCGAGAGCUGUAGUUGCACAAAAUGAAGCUAAAAAAGUAUUCAAUAAGCGACUAAGCAGAGCACGACGUGUUGUCGAAAAUGCCUUUGGUAUUUUGGCACAAAAGUGGCGAGUCUUUUUUAGACCUAUUGAAUUAGAAGUAGAUACUGCAGAACAUGUUGUCAAGGCAGCUUGUUGUUUACACAAUUAUCUCCGAAGUACCUCUACAAUUGAAAACGAACCAGAAGAAGAAGACGCUAUUUCACCUACUAAUGUGUUUUCUAAUACAGAACGAAUAAGAGAGAGAUCAAGUAUUGCAGCUACUUCUGUUAGAGAGAACUUCGUAAAUUAUUUCAAUUAUUUACGUAAUGAAACUAUCGAUCAAUAG
This is a messenger RNA of Myzus persicae (green peach aphid), 1263 nucleotides long. RefSeq names its product protein ALP1-like. The transcript is spliced from 2 exons. The record is from RefSeq and is a predicted model, not a curated record. The coding region runs from base 88 to 1263 and encodes 391 amino acids. NCBI's taxonomy places the organism in Eukaryota, Metazoa, Arthropoda, Insecta, Hemiptera, Aphididae.